Messenger RNA from Mercurialis annua (annual mercury), 1234 nucleotides. RefSeq lists its product as uncharacterized. The transcript is spliced from 3 exons. Gene Ontology annotation, cellular component: membrane. Gene Ontology annotation, molecular function: oxidoreductase activity, acting on the CH-CH group of donors. The record is from RefSeq and is a predicted model, not a curated record. NCBI's taxonomy places the organism in Eukaryota, Viridiplantae, Streptophyta, Magnoliopsida, Malpighiales, Euphorbiaceae. Bases 122 to 1105 code for a protein of 327 amino acids. Gene Ontology annotation, biological process: lipid metabolic process.
AUAUCCCAUGCGCGCCCAUUCCUUCUAACAACUUUUCCAAAAUUCAUUUACAACACUCCAAAACAAACGCUAUAUAAAAACCGGACUCACCCACAUAACUGAAUCAAUAUACCGAUCGAUCAUGGGCAGAAAUCUGAAGAACGCAGUGAUUUCAUUUCUAGUUCCAGUCCCUUCAAUUCUCUUCUACCUCUCCCUCCUUAACCACUACCACACAACCACCAUCACUACCAACUCUAAUACUGAAAUUUCUCCAUUGUGGACAUGGUGCUUUCACCACCCUCUUAUCUUAGCCAACAUCCUCUUCUUUUUCAAUGUCAAUGUCCUCUUCUGGCUCAUCAGUCACGUCUUAUCAAGCCACUGGAUGAUAGAUCUGUACUGGACGGUGAUCCCGGUUCUACUUGUUUACUACUAUCAAACCUACCCAUUUGCGGAAUAUGAUUUGUCGAGAUCGAGAAUUGUGAUUGCACUGACAUGGGUUUGGAGUUUGAGACUCACCCAUAACUAUUUUAGGCGGGAAAAUUGGCAAUGGGGUGCUAGAGAAGAUUGGAGAUUUAACGACAUGCGUGCCCAGUAUGGGAAGCAUUGGUGGUGGAUUUCUUUCUUCUCGGUUUACUUUUCCCAGCAGGUUUUUCUUAUAGGAAUAUGCAUGCCCUUUUAUAUUGUUCAUUUAGUUGAUAAGCCGUUGAAUAUCUGGGAUUUUGUCGCUGUUGCUGUGUGUUUGAGUGGUGUUGUAAUAGCAUACUUUGCUGAUACACAACUGCACGACUUCGUGACAACAAAUAACGAAUUAAAAGAACUUGGAAAGCCAGUAGUCCCAAAUCUUGAUAGUGGUUUAUGGUACUACUCGCGGCAUCCUAACUACUUUGGAGAGCAGUUGUGGUGGUGGGGAUUGGCUUUAUUUGCGUGGAAUCUUGGACAUGGAUGGGCCGUCAUUGGAGCUUUGAUUAAUAGUCUGUGCUUAGCAUAUGUUACUGUGCUUGUAGAGAGACGGAUGCUGAAACAAGAGUACAGAGCUGAAGCCUACCGCCAGUAUCAGAAGACAACCUCUGUAUGUAUCCCUUGGUUCAAGUCAUCCGCCUAUUCUCGUAAAGAUAAGAAAAAUUGAUGUGGAUGUGAUUUGCUUUCUGCUGUUAUUGCUUAACUGUAUUGUUAGUAGUGUGUUGUUCAUCAACAAUUGUUCAUGUAACUAGUUCUAGUUUGGAAAUUAUCUCACUGCUCUAUGAAAUUGUAUAAA